AUGCUUUCCAGGCAUGUGCUAAGGCGGCUACCUCUCGCGGCGCAGGGCGCAAAUCUUACAGCUGUGAGCCUUACCCUCGCCCGCUCGUUCGCGACAGCAACUACGCCAUCGCCCAACGAUCCCUUUGCCAACGGCACCAAUGCGUACUACGUCGAAGAGAUGUACCAUCACUGGAAACAGGACCCAAAAUCCGUACACGUCUCCUGGGACGUCUACUUCUCGGGCAUGGAUAAGGGCCUGCCUAGCUCCAAGGCCUUCCAACCGCCACCCAGCCUCGUGCCUACUCCUGUAGGCGGUGCACCUGCCCUCUAUGCCAGCGGAGGUGCCGAGUUGGACGAUCAUCUCAAGGUGCAAUUGCUCGUUCGUGCGUAUCAAGUACGCGGCCACCACAUUGCAGACUUGGAUCCCUUGGGCAUUCUCCAUGCCGAUCUCAACCACGCUUACCCUCCCGAGCUCGAGCUCAGCCAGUACGCUUUCACGGAGCGCGACCUGGACAAGCAGAUUGCGCUUGGACCGGGCAUUCUGCCUCAUUUUGCGACGGAGGACCGCAAGACGAUGACGUUAGGUGAAAUCAUCAAUGUGUGCAAACGCAUUUAUUGUGGCCAUAUUGGGUGGCAAUACAUCCACAUUCCGGACAAGGAGCAAUGCGACUGGAUUCGGGAGCGCAUCGAGAUCCCAAAACCUUGGAACUACACUGUUGAAGAGAAGCGUAUGGUGCUCGAUCGUCUUAUCUGGUCAGAAUCAUUUGAGAAGUUCAUGGCGAGCAAAUAUCCCAACGAGAAGCGUUUCGGCUUGGAAGGUUGCGAGGCUCUUAUUCCAGGUAUGAAGGCGCUAAUUGACCGGUCGGUCGAGCAUGGCGUCAAACACGUCACAAUCGGCAUGCCUCAUCGCGGACGUCUCAACGUCCUUGCCAACGUCAUCCGGAAACCGGUCGAGGCCAUCCUAAAUGAAUUUUCUGGGACAUCGGACGACGAUGACUUCCCGGCAGGUGAUGUCAAAUAUCACCUUGGUGCGAACUACGUGCGACCGACACCUUCUGGUAAGAAGGUCGCUUUAUCCUUGGUCGCCAACCCUUCGCACUUGGAGGCCGAGGACCCGGUUGUCCUUGGCAAGACGAGGGCACUGCAACACUUCGAGAACGACGAAGCGACACAUGAGACGGCUAUGGGUGUCCUUCUUCAUGGUGAUGCUGCCUUCGCGGGUCAGGGUGUUGUUUACGAGACGAUGGGCUUCCACAACCUCCCUAAUUACGGCACUGGCGGAACGGUCCACCUCAUCGUUAACAACCAGAUUGGCUUUACCACGGAUCCACGGUUCGCUCGCUCGACGCCGUAUCCGUCCGACAUCGCCAAGGCCAUUGACGCGCCCAUCUUUCACGUAAAUGGCGACAAUGUCGAGGCGGUCAACUUUGUCUGCCAGCUCGCCGCUGACUGGCGUGCGAAGUGGAAGCGCGACGUCGUCGUCGACAUCGUCUGCUAUCGCCGCCACGGUCACAAUGAGACCGACCAGCCGAGCUUCACGCAGCCGCGCAUGUACAAGGCCAUUGAGAAGCAGCCGACUCCGCUCACGCAGUAUUCGAAAUACCUAAUCGAUCGGGGCACGUUCACGGAGAAGGACAUCGAAGAGCAUAAAAAGUGGGUAUGGGGCAUGCUCGAAAAGGCCGCGAACGCUGCGAAGGAUUACGUUCCUACCAGCAAGGAGUGGCUUUCAGCGGCGUGGCCGGGCUUUCCUUCGCCGAAGCAGCUUGCUGAGCAGACGCUCCCGACGUCCAACACCGGUGCAACGGAAGAGGUGCUCAAGCGCAUCGGCAAGGUCAUCUCCAGUUAUCCCGAGGGCUUCCACCCGCACCGCAACCUCGCCCGUAUCCUGACCAACCGUGGCAAGACUGUCGAGGAAGGCCGCAACAUCGACUGGGCGACCGCAGAAGCUCUCGCGUUUGGUUCGCUAGCUCUCGAGAAGAUUCACGUCCGCGUCUCCGGCCAAGAUGUUGAGCGUGGAACAUUCUCGCAGCGUCAUGCCGUUAUUCACGACCAGGAGAAUGAGCAGCAGUACGUUCCGCUCAACAAUCUCGGUUCGAAUCAGGCACGUUUCAUUGUAUGUAACUCGUCGUUGUCCGAGUUUGGCGCGCUCGGCUUCGAGCUCGGCUACUCGCUCGUUUCGCCGGACGCAUUGACCAUCUGGGAGGCGCAAUUUGGUGAUUUCGCGAACAAUGCGCAAUGUAUCAUCGAUCAGUUCAUCGCGUCGGGCGAACGGAAAUGGUUGCAGCGUACCGGUGUAGUUAUGAGUCUACCUCACGGCUUCGACGGUCAGGGUCCCGAGCAUUCAAGCGGACGGUUAGAGCGAUUCCUCCAAUUAUGCGACGAUCAUCCAGGCUACUUCCCAACACCGGAUAAGAUUGAGCGCCAGCACCAGGAUUGCAAUAUGCAGAUCGUCUACCCGACAACGCCGGCGAACUACUUCCACGUCCUCCGUCGUCAAAUUCAUCGUGACUUCCGCAAGCCGCUUAUUGUGUUCUUCUCGAAAUCAUUGUUGCGCCACCCCAAGGCUCGGUCUGACUUGUCGGAAAUGGUUGGAGAGACGCAAUUCCAGCGAUACAUCCCUGACUCCCAUCCUGAGGACCUCGUUGCUCCGGAGAAUAUUAGGCGGCACAUUCUUUGCAGUGGUCAAGUCUAUCAUACGCUUCUCCAAGAGCGUGAGGACAAGGGCUUCAAUGACGUCGCUAUCAGCCGCUUGGAGCAGAUAUCUCCCUUCCCUUACGAUCUUCUCACGCCCCACUUGGACAAGUAUCCUAACGCCGAUAUCUUGUGGUGUCAGGAGGAGCCUUUGAACAACGGUGCAUGGACGUAUGUUGGCCCGCGAAUCUUGACCGCGGCCAACGAGACGCAGCACCAUAAGGGCAAGUACCCUCUGUAUGCCGGCCGCGAUCCUACGAGUUCAGUUGCCACUGGUAGCAAGGCGUUGCACAAGAAGCAGAUCGAAAGCUUCCUCGCUACUGCCUUCGGACAGUAG
This is a messenger RNA of Laetiporus sulphureus 93-53, 3009 nucleotides long. Its product is annotated as 2-oxoglutarate dehydrogenase E1 component. The transcript has 10 exons. The record is from RefSeq and is a predicted model, not a curated record. Gene Ontology annotation, biological process: tricarboxylic acid cycle. Gene Ontology annotation, molecular function: oxoglutarate dehydrogenase (succinyl-transferring) activity; thiamine pyrophosphate binding. Gene Ontology annotation, cellular component: oxoglutarate dehydrogenase complex; mitochondrion. Lineage: Eukaryota; Fungi; Basidiomycota; Agaricomycetes; Polyporales; Laetiporaceae. Bases 1 to 3009 code for a protein of 1002 amino acids.